GUGUUUAGUUCCAAACAAAGCUAAACAAAGUAACGUCGGUAAAUAAUAAUAAACUGUGUUCGCAUUAGCUUGUGGUGAUAAUUUUAAUAAUUUGACGAUUAAAUCCUUGAAUAUUACGACACUUGUAAAAUGGAAGAAUUGAACCCUGACGAUGAUAAUUUAAUGGAGAUUGAAAUCAAAGAGGAACUGCUGGAAGAUCUGGAACAACUGCCAGAAGAAUCAAUACAAGAGCCUGACGUUUUGUUGGUAAAUCCAGAUCCAUUGGUAUUCAUCCCACCUUUAACACAAAGACCAGAUUUGAUUGAAGCCGUUCCGGGACCGUCUGGAAAACAGAAACGUAAGAAUUCGAAUCGUGUGCUAUAUGACGCGUCGUCCAUUGAUAAACUACUUGACCAAAUCAGGAGUGGGAAUUUGACGGCCUACCAAGCCGCGAAGAAAUCCGGAGUACCUCGCACUACGCUGCAGUACCGUUUGAGUAGCAAGUGGAAAAAUAAAGGAUCUCGUGGACCGAAUACAAUAUUCACCGAAGAGGAAGAGAGAGAGAUUGUUCAACAACUGCUGAACCUGGAACAACGAGGCAUUCCGCUUACUCAACGGGCCGUGGUGUUUAAGGUUACCAAAUACUUGAAGGCCAAACCUAGGACAACCCCAUUUAAGGAGGGUCAGCCUGGUAAGACCUGGGUAAGACUGUUCCUCCGACGUCAUCCAGAACUGCAGAUACAGGGCCAAGAUGCAAUAAAAGUAGCCGAAUCGAAACUAUGCGAGAAGGUCGUUCGGACAUGGUUUCGGAAUGUUUCUCGCUACUUCAAGAGACAAAAACUGACCACUAUUCUUGCCGAUCCUUCACGUGUUUUGAACGGAGAAAUGGUGGGAUUUGUAACUCGCAGCACCAAGGACACUCACCGCGCUUACUCUAUAGUAGACAUCGCCAAUGGAACGCAUAACAUGACUGCAUGGUUUACCUUUGCCGCAGACGGAAGUUUUUUCGCGCCACAGAUGGUUUUCCCCGAGGAUGACUUGGCUAAAAUGCCUCGCAAAAAAUUAUUUCCUGCUGAUUGGAAUUUAAGCAUGUCUAAAAAUGGAUGGAUGAAUUCCGAUUGUUUAGCGAGUUACGUGAAGAAAACGCUUCGACCGGCACUUAUAAAAAAAGGCAUUAUACUGCCUGUUAUAUAUUUUGUGAGGGCCGAGUUAGCAAUGGAAGCAGCGGACUUGUGCCUGAAAUGUGGAGUAAUUCUCGUCCCGUUGUAUGCAGGUGCACGACAUAUAUUCGCAGAUAUGGAUACAACUGUUUAUAAAGACCUCAAUACAACUUGGGCCAAAACUGCUAGAACCUGGCGAGCUGAACACAAAAAGCAACUAAUGAAUAUGUCCGUUUUUGGGAGCUUAUUAGCGCGAGCGGUCGUAGAAUCAUUUAAUGCAAAUCUGAUCAAAAAAGGCUUUUCGCUCCGUGGAUUGUAUCCUUUCGAUCCGAAAAUGAUUGAUUAUUCGAACAGCUGUGACGCCGACUUAUUUAUCGGCCCUUUCUCGGAAGAUGAACAAACAGCCUCUGAAGACGAAUCUGAACAAUCCCUAAAGGUAGUAAUCCCUCGAAAGGUUUUGGAUACCGCACUGACCAUGUUGGGCCCCGAAAAAAUAAAUAUGUACCUAAAUGAGCCAUCAGAUGAUCUGUGCCAAGAGGACAAAGUUUUGUCUUAUGUUUACAAAAACAUUUUGCUACCAGCAGGAUCCUCUAAAACAGUCGAACAGAAAGAUAGUACCUUAGGUGAUAUACUGAUUGAAGACGUUGCAAUGAAUUCCAAAGAAAAAUCCUAUAUAAGCUUUGAAACUGAAAUGCUGACUGAAUCCGACGACUCCAAAGUAUUGACCCAAAUGAUUGUGGAAGGAGAUAGCGAAAGCGAAUCGAGAGAUGAUAACGAGAUCGACCAAAGCUCACCGAAAAAACGAUCUAAGGUAGAAAACUGCCAGAUGAAUGAAGUUGGCUCAAGUAGUCCAACACUACCAUCCAAAAGCGAUCCCAUCUGUUUUGCGAAGGAGCACAUCUGCAGCUAUCCGCGAAUAACUGCCCAUUUCUGUAAGGUGGCUAAAAAGACAAAGUAUCAGUCUUGCUUCAUGGAUGUCACCGGCAUGUACAUCGCUUACAUAAGCAAAUGCGGAGAAACUUCCCAGGAACCGGUAUCCAGCAAGGUCUACAACAAUUUGCUGCAAAAUGAACGAGCAAAGGAUCCCAAACUUCCGACCACGUGCGAUGAGUGCCAACAUGUGGAGAAAUUCGAUUCCGAAUCUCAGUAUGAUUUUUUGAAUAAAUAAAAGUGCGGUAAGGUAGUUUACCGUUAUUUUAGGAAAAAGAUACAAAAUAAAGGAAAUCCGUUUUUAUAUAUACUAAUUUGGUAAGUUAUGUUUCUGGACUGCUUUAAUAAAGUAAUAAUAAA
Aedes aegypti (yellow fever mosquito) is the source of this 2429-nucleotide messenger RNA. RefSeq lists its product as uncharacterized. The coding region runs from base 130 to 2307 and encodes 725 amino acids. The transcript is spliced from 4 exons. Lineage: Eukaryota; Metazoa; Arthropoda; Insecta; Diptera; Culicidae. The record is from RefSeq and is a predicted model, not a curated record.